AGAAAAAUCGGAGACGAAGUGGUGUGGAGAACCAACAGGACCGGUUCGUCUAUUAGCCGGUUCGAGACUCGCGGCUCUGGUUUUCUGAACGUCGGCAACAGGAAGGCAGCAUCGCGUCCUUUUUGAAGACGACGGGACCGCUGCCGGCACGGGUGUUUACUUUCUCUCGUCGCCUGCCAAGCAAAGCAAAGGGCCGACGCAGCACAAACGCACGGCGAAAUCUCGAUUUCUUCGAACACGAAGACGCUCGUUGCUUUUUGUCUCUUGGCGUUGUUCACUUUUUUCGUUUCUAUAGUGUUGAGAGAUGGCGGCUGAAUCACCCACCGCUGAACGAAAAGUGGUCGUUCACCUGAGGGCUACCGGUGAUGCUCCUAUUCUCAAGCAAGCAAAGUUCAAGAAUGAUGUGAAUCGUUUGGAUUAUGAUCAAGACAAUGACCUAUUUGCUUCCUUGCUACAUCACAGAGCUGGGAGUUUUAUCCAAAAACAUAUUCCAGAUUUCUGGAAGUGACAAAUUCUCAAAGGUUAUUGAAUUUCUUCGUCGGCAACUUCAUCGGGAUACUUUGUUUGUUUAUAUCAACAGCGCCUUCUCUCCAAACCCUGAUGAAUUGGUGAUUGAUCUCUACAAUAACUUUGGAUUUGAUGGUAAGCUGGUCGUUAACUAUGCUUCUUCCAUGGCAUGGGGCUGAGAAAGAGAUGCUGCUAUUUCAUAAGAUCUUUAGGAUCGAAUGUAUGAAAAGUCAAUAUUUUAUUGUCAAAUGUAGGUUGUUUUUUGGUCUCAACUUUUGUUAUUUGUGGACAGAAAAAAUGGAUAUUCGGGUCUCAAGCUUCUGAAUGUCUUUGUAAAUUAGUUAUAUUAACAAUUACAAGCUUGGGAUGGUCUUCAUUAUUGUUAAAAAGCCAUCACUGGCAACAAUUUGCUGUAUCGUGUAGUCUUAAAUGUUAUUGAUAUUAAUUAGCUGCACUGCGAAACAUUCAGGUA
This is a messenger RNA of Musa acuminata AAA Group (dessert banana), 979 nucleotides long. Its product is annotated as ubiquitin-like protein ATG12. Gene Ontology annotation, biological process: autophagy of mitochondrion; autophagosome assembly; C-terminal protein lipidation. The record is from RefSeq and is a predicted model, not a curated record. The transcript has 6 exons. The coding region runs from base 420 to 686 and encodes 88 amino acids. Gene Ontology annotation, cellular component: phagophore assembly site membrane; Atg12-Atg5-Atg16 complex; cytoplasm. NCBI's taxonomy places the organism in Eukaryota, Viridiplantae, Streptophyta, Magnoliopsida, Zingiberales, Musaceae.